AUGGACCGCAGCGCGGUUCAUCGAGAUGUCGUCACCUUCAAUGCAGUCAUGAGUGCCUGUGAGAAUCUUGGAGAGUGGCAAGUUGCUUUGCAUCUCUUGAACUUGAUGGAAUCGAUUGCUCUUCAUCCCGACGCGAUCAGCUACAACGCUUGCCUCAGCUCCUGUGAAAAGGGUCAUCAGUGGCAGGUCGCGCUAUCUUUGCUUCAACGCAGUCUUCGUGACUUGAUCAGCUACAACGCAGUCAUCAGUGCCUGUGCCAAUUCCGGAGAGUGGCGACUGGCCUUGUCUCUUCUGGAUGACGUUGCGCAGCAGGUGCUGCCCAACAGUAUCAGCUUCAGUGCUGCGAUCAGCGCCUGCGAAAAAGCAUGGCAGUGGCAGGCAGCCUGCAGCCUGCUCAGCGAGAUGGAGAAUUCAGCUGUGGAGAUCAACGUGAUCAGCUGCAAUGCCGCCUUGAGCGCUUGUGAGAAGUGCGGCGAGUGGCAACAUGCCUUGGAUUUGCUGACGCAACUACCUGCUCGUGGUUUAGUACCUGAUGGUAUCACAUACAACGCCGCCCUCAGUGCAUGUGACAAAGGCAAGCAAUGGCAACUCGCACUGCAUGUGAUGGCGGUCCUGGAACAAUCCCGACUCGCAGCAGAUGACAUCAGUUGCAACGCUGCCAUCAGUGCCUGUGCCAAAGGUGAUCAAUGGCAACGAGCCUUGGCCAUUUUUUCUGAUUUCGAGUCAAAGAGAUUUCAACGUGACCUGAUCACCUUCAACGCGGCGAUGAGUGCCAUGGCACGUGGCGGGCAGUGGCGACGAGCUCUUGCAUUGUUAGAAGCCAUGCCCCAAGAGAUGCUGGAGCCGGAUCAAAUUUCUUUCAAUGCGGCGUUGGACGCUUGCUGCAAGGGUCAGGGCUUCCAGCUGGAGGCCGAUGGGCGUCACGUCAAAGGCGCAUGGGAAAGUGCCUCGUGCCUGCUGACAAUGCUUCAAGCAAGUGGCUUCCAGGGCACGGUAAUCACUGUCAACACUGCGCUGCUGGCAUGCACCAAGGCUCAGCAGUGGAAGCUGGCUGUGGAGCUGGGACAGACUGCGAGCAACGCCGGCAACGCCAUCAGCCGCAGUGUGGUGUCCAAUGCUUGCAGAGUGGCCGGGCAGAUGUCGUUGCUCAGAGAAGUGCUGGGUCAACUGGAGGAGGACGGUCUGCAAGCCAACCUCUACCUCGCUGGUGACCAUCCCAGGUGA
Messenger RNA from Cladocopium goreaui, 1224 nucleotides. Lineage: Eukaryota; Dinophyceae; Suessiales; Symbiodiniaceae. The record is from the annotation of a GenBank genome assembly.